Molecule: messenger RNA, 5414 nt
Organism: Tribolium castaneum (red flour beetle)
Lineage: Eukaryota; Metazoa; Arthropoda; Insecta; Coleoptera; Tenebrionidae
Gene: Ptp10D
Product: Protein tyrosine phosphatase 10D
Exons: 16
Coding region: 320-5026 (1568 amino acids)
Biological process (GO): protein dephosphorylation
Molecular function (GO): protein binding; protein tyrosine phosphatase activity
Source: RefSeq, a predicted model, not a curated record
GCUCGCAGGUGCUGCUCUCUACUCCUUGGCGAGGUCCUCUUUGAAAGUUUCCUCAUUUCGUUUCGGGUUAUUGUCAAAUGCAAUAAUGGCGUAGAAGAGCGUAACCGUGAGUGCGUGUCGUGUAAUGCCAUCACGGAUGCAUCUCAAUUGAUACAGAGCCCCCAUACCGGACAUAAUUAUGCCUCGUAUCCCGCGCAUCGCCCCCAUUUGAAUCCACCGUACCUGUCUCUUCUCUACCCUAUAUUGUUAUAUUAAAUUAUUUGUGUGUGUGUAUGUGUAUGUUUUUUAUUUGUUGUUGUUGUUUGUUGUUGUUAUUGCCAUGACCAGUGUCGUUUUUUUGCUUGGUGCAGCUUUAUUCGGGUCAGUCAAGUUGGUGCAAACGGCGGAACUUGUCAUCCACAUUCCGGGCAAUUUGGGCCAAGAAGGGGUGAUUUACCGCCUGGACUACUACCCCCCUUUCGGCCACCCCGCCCCCAACACCACCAUCGCCUCCAAAGACAUCCAGGACGUGAUCAAGUUCUCGCAAGCCUUACCAGGCACCAAGUACGACUUCAGGCUCUAUUACUCCAACUCCACGCACAAUACGCUCACCUGGACUGCGAAUUUUACAACCGUCCCGGACCCGCCCUCGAAUCUCUCGGUUAGCGUCCGCAGUGGUAAAUCUGCGGUGAUUUCGUGGAGUCCGCCAACACAAGGCAGCUACUCCAGCUUCAAACUCAAAAUCAACUGUCUGAAUAACGUACCAGAGGCCAAACCCCAAACUCUGACAAUUGACCAUGUUGAUAACAACUCCUACCUCCUCAAGGAGCUCACACCGGGGGCCACCUAUCAAGUGCAAGCGUUCACGGUGUUUGAAAAUAAGGAAAGUGCAGCCUACACGUCACGAAAUUUUACUACAAAACCGAACACUCCGGGGAAAUUUAUCGUGUGGUUCCGGAACGAGACAACUUUGCUUGUUUUAUGGCAGCCCCCUUAUCCUGCCGCUAUUUACACGCAUUAUAAAGUCUCAAUUGACCCUCCUGAUGCUAAUGACAGUAUACUGUACGUGGAGAAAGAGGGUGAGCCUCCAGGGCCGGCUCAGGCGGCCUUUAAGGGCUUGGUGCCAGGCCGGGCUUACAAUAUUUCGGUACAAACGAUGUCAGAAGAUGAGAUUUCGGCACCUACCACUGCUCAAUACCGAACUGUGCCUUUAAGGCCCUCCAAAAUAACCUUUAGACUCGUUACUUCGUAUUCGUUUGAAGUCCACUGGGAGGAACCCAAUGGUAAAAGCAUUCAUACCGCCAAAAAACACGCAGUUGUAAGUGAGUUCGAUAAAUACCACGUUUUUGUGGGAACGACGAAAAGUAAGCAACAGAUCACGAAAAUGCGCGACGAUCCCACGUUUUACGAGUUCAGCGAAAACCUAGACCCUGGAAAAACCUACAGUGUGACUGUUAAAACAGUCUCUGGGAAAGUCUCCUCCUGGCCUGCUACGGCCGAAGUGACUUUAAAGCCGCUUCCUGUGAUGCAUGUGCAUGCCGAAAGUGAUAUUAAAAACGGCAUUGUUAACAUAUCAUGGAGUCCGAACCCGCACAGCUUCCAGGACAACUACUUGGUGUCGUACCACGAAGUCGAGAGUUCGACCGGUGAUAGUAACAAUAUAAAGACAAAUAACAAGACCAAAAUAACGCUCGAUACGCUUCUGCCUGGUCGGAAUUAUUCACUCAUUGUCCAAGCGCUCUCUAAAGAUAUGGAGUCGAAUGAGAGUUAUCUCUAUGUGGUUACACAACCAAGCGCGCCCAUAAUUGAAGACCUCAGACCCAUGGUCGAUGGUCUCAACAUCAGCUGGAAGAGCGAUGUCAAUUCACGCCAAGACAAAUACGAAUUACACUGUGUCCGGAACGACACCAAUGAUAAAAUUAUAAGGACAACCCAUGACUCCAGGAUAAUCCUCUCGAAUCUUUACCCGGGAGCUGGCUAUCUGAUCAAAGUUUUCGCCAUUUCGCACGGCCUGAAGAGCGAACCCCACGAGUAUUUCCAGCCAGUUUUCCCCCGUCCGCCCAAGAACAUGACAAUCGAGAAAACCACGACCACUUCGGUCCUGGUCCAGUGGCUGGCCCCCACCGAUUCGCUCAUUUCCGAAUACGCUAUUCGCUACCGCACCGACACCAAUAGAAAUUGGGUGCGAUUACCAGCAGUCCAGAAUACAGAAGCCGAAGUUACCGACAUGACUCCCGGCGAACGGUACACGAUUCAAGUGAAUACAGUUAGUUACGGUUUGGAAAGUAACGAACCACAACAAAUGAAUCACACAGUUCGACCAAAUCCAGCAUCAAACAUUGCACGUUUGGUUGAUUCGAAUAAUGUGACUCUGGAAUGGCCACGUCCUGAAGGAAGAGUCGAAACGUACGUUGUUCGAUGGUGGGAAUCCGGGAACGAAUCGGAAAUCUACUCCCGGAAUGUGAGUCAGAGCGAGAAUGGAACUGGGCCUGUGAGACUACUGGUCAGUGAUUUAAUGCCAGGGGUUGAGUACACGUUUGAUAUCAAAGCGAUUUCGAAUGGAUUGGAAAGUGACAAGACGGUGUUAACAAUCAGGACAAUGCCUUUGAUCCAAUCAGAAGUCGUGGUGGUGACCAAUCAACAAUCGACAGACACUAUAAGUUUGAGGUAUACACCGACUCCUUCAGCUUCGUCCAAGUUCGAUUUUUACCGAUUUUCACUGUCGGAUACUAAUAUUCCUGACCAGGAAAAAGCCUGGAAUGACACGGACCGAUUUGUUACUUUCACCGGAUUAGUGCCAGGCCGACUGUACAAUAUUACAGUAUGGACGGUCAGUCAAGGGGUCGAAAGUCAGCCCUUGCAGCGCCAGGAUAGACUUUACCCAGAACCCAUCACCGGCAUCAACGCGACCUCCAUCUCCGACACGGAAAUAACCCUCUCCUGGGCGUCCCCACGUGGCGAAUUCAACGCCUUUGAAGUCCAAUACCUCACCUUCGAAAACACCCUCAUCCACAACCUCACCCUCCAGAACACCAUCACCAUCACCGAGCUCAAACCCCACCGCAACUACACGUUCACAGUGAUGGUGCGAAGCGGCACCGAGUCGAGCAUUUUGCGCCAAUCAAGCCCAGUUUCGGGCAUUUUCACGACCAAGGAAUCGGUCCCAGGCCGAGUGGAACGUUUCGAACCCUUCGAUAUCCAACCCAGUAGCAUUUCCUUCGAGUGGUCGCUCCCUCAGACCGAGCAGAACGGCGUCAUCCGCAAGUUCACCAUAACUUACGGACUGGAAGGCUCCUCCAACACACAAUCACUCGACUUCAAGCCGAACGAAUUCAAGGGAAAAAUCCGGCAGUUAUUACCCGGGAAAACCUACGUUUUCCGCAUCCAAGGGGAGACGAAAGUCGGGUUUGGACCUGAGAGAGUCUGGAAGCAGAAAAUGCCGAUCCGGGAACCCCCCGUUCCGAAUUCGAGGGCGGUCCCGACCGAAGUGCGCCGAAGCUCCACGACGAUUCAAAUUCGGUUCAGGAAGAAUUAUUUCAGUGAUGUGAACGGGCCUGUGACCACAUAUGCCAUUAUUGUGGCGGAGGAUUAUUCGAAAAAUGCCUCUGGGUUGGAAAUGCCCAGCUGGAGGGACGUUCAGGCGUAUUCUGUGUGGCCGCCGUAUCAAGUUUCGGAGCCGUAUUUUCCGUUCUUUAACAGUUCGGUUGAGGAUUUUACGAUUGGGGCCGAAAGUUGCGACAUACGACAAGUGGGGUAUUGUAAUGGAGCGCUCAAGAGUGGGUCCACUUAUCGGGUGAAAAUACGGGCUUUUACAGCGCCUGAUAAGUUCACUGAUACGGGGUACAGUUUUCCCAUUCAGACAGAUCAAGACAACACGAAUAUAAUACUCGGAGUUUUGAUUCCACUGAUCCUCUUCGGCAUCCUCUUCUUGGUUAUCAUCUACAUAAGACGGAGAAGAUCAGCUCGGAAGGCCACCGACACGCGGACAAACGACAACAUGUCGCUUCCGGAUUCGGUAAUUGAGACCAGUCGACCGGUCCGAAUCGACAGCUUCGCCAACCACUACCGACUGAUGUCGGCCGAUUCGGACUUUCGGUUCAGUGAAGAGUUCGAAGAACUCAAGCAUGUGGGGAGAGACCAACCGGCGACUUUUGCCGACCUGCCCUGCAACAGGCCGAAGAACCGCUUCACAAACAUCCUGCCCUACGACCACUCAAGGUUCAAACUCCAGCCAGUGGACGACGAAGAAGGGUCCGACUACAUCAACGCCAACUAUGUGCCGGGCUAUAACUCCCCGCGCGAGUUUAUAGUGACCCAAGGGCCGUUACAUUCAACCCGUGACGACUUCUGGCGGAUGGUUUGGGAGUCGAACUCAAGGGCUAUUAUCAUGUUGACACGGUGUGUGGAAAAAGGGCGCGAAAAGUGCGACCAUUAUUGGCCCUACGAGUCCAUGCCUGUGUACUAUGGGGACAUUUCGGUGCAAAUUUUGAACGAAACUCGGUAUCCUGACUGGAACAUUUCCGAGUUCAUGGUGUGUCGGGGUGACCAACAGAGGGUGAUCCGCCACUUCCACUUCACCACGUGGCCUGACUUCGGUGUCCCGAACCCCCCUCACACCCUCGUACGUUUCGUCCGUGCGUUUCGGGAGAGAGUGGGUUCGGAUCAACGCCCGAUUGUUGUCCACUGCAGUGCCGGAGUGGGCCGUUCCGGCACGUUCAUUUGCCUGGACCGCAUCCUGCAGCAGAUCCUCGUUUCGGACUACGUGGACAUCUUCGGUAUCGUGUACGCAAUGCGUAAGGAGCGUGUCUGGAUGGUACAGACCGAACAGCAGUACAUUUGCAUCCACCAGUGCCUUUUGGCCGUGCUGGAGGGCAAAGAACUGUCCGGAUCACCGCGUGAAAUUCACGAAAAUCAAGGAUUUGAAGAAAUGGUAACACACUUGUUUAGUCGAUGUAAAAAGCUGCUAUUCUGUGGUUCAGGCAAAGGUGUUGGUGGAAACGGCGCUACUGUUGGGCCGUCUUUAGGCACAGGGGAGAAACAAAGAUGACGAAGGCAUUGCAGAGUCUGGGAUGUGAUAAAAACGAAGAUCGGCAAGAAGCAAUAAAGUGUUUUAUAGAAACUAGUAGACUUUUGUUACAUAUAUUUUAUUAUGUAAUCGCCCAUAGAUUUGAUAUUAUAUUAACUAUUGUACAGUAUUUCCACAAUUCUUUACAGUCAGAAGCGACGCAGUAUUUGUGACAAGUCUGGCAAAUCAUUCCAGAUGAGAGCGCCAUAACACUUCAUAAUCACCGUACUUUCUUCAUAAAAUUAUUAGUAAUAGAAAAAAUACCGUUCUGUGAUAAAACGAUUCGGUUUUAGUGUAAUUUUAUAUAAACCAGCCACUUGGCGUAAAAUAACCCGCUUUGUACUUAAACUCAAAUAAAUAUUUUAUGCAA